This is a messenger RNA of Mycetomoellerius zeteki, 457 nucleotides long. It is a transcript of the gene ND-MLRQ, whose product is annotated as NADH dehydrogenase (ubiquinone) MLRQ subunit. The coding region runs from base 140 to 391 and encodes 83 amino acids. Gene Ontology annotation, cellular component: respiratory chain complex IV. The transcript is spliced from 3 exons. NCBI's taxonomy places the organism in Eukaryota, Metazoa, Arthropoda, Insecta, Hymenoptera, Formicidae. The record is from RefSeq and is a predicted model, not a curated record.
CCCUGCUAGGAAUGCUAGGUGCUGGGGUGCUGCUGGGUUAGUGAAUCCUGCAAAGAGCAGUGUGCGAAAGUGUAUUCGUCCCACGUCUGAUUCGUUUUAUCGAAGAACUGCAGGGAUCUUCCCGCUGAACGCCACAAUCAUGAAGAUGCAAGGAAUGAGUUUGACAAGCGUGAAGAAGCAUCCAGCUCUGCUCCCACUGUAUUUUUGCUUAGGCUUGGGUGCCUGUGGCGCGGCGUACUACGUCUAUCGUCUAGCAGCACAUAGUCCCGAUGUUUCCUGGCUAAACAAAAAGGAGUCUGAACCAUGGAAUGCCUAUAAAACUAAGCAAUAUAAGUUUUAUGCAACAAAGGAUGAAAUCAGCAGUGCAAAGAGCUCGGCGCCAGAAUAUUGAACUGUAAUGUGUAAACUAGUAUUUGUUAUAGGAAUAAAUUGUUAUAUAAAUUACUACCUCCAAGAA